AUGUUGCAGACCAAGACAUAUCCGAUCUCUGCACUUCCGCUGCCUCCAUCGACCCAUAUCCUCACGCGUAAUCUCACCCCGGAUCCACAAACACCCUCAGUGUCGAGUUUCUAUGACACACUCUCCAGGACGCCCAGCCUGCAACGCAAGGCGCGGUUGCUCGCCCCACCCGCACAUUUCUCACUUGUCGUACCGUGCCCCCAGCCAUUUCCCUACCGGAUCCCGCUGCCGGAGAAUGGAGAGCCCAUCGCCGACCGAGCAGCCUAUGUCGAGAAAUGGCUAGCAGAUCGCGAGGCCCUGCACGAGCGGCCUACAGCAGCUUCUCCGACUAGGGGCCUGCGGAAAUUCUACCGAGAGAAAAAGGCGCAGCCCCGCGUGCUCAUCGGGCUCUCGGAGACGGGUCUGCGAGACUGCGUGCCCCACUUGAAAGUCGGCGAUGUUUUCGCGACACUCGGAUCUCCGUCGCUGACGCGAGCUUCCACUGAUCCCAACCCUGAGACCGCAAAGCCCUCGUCCGCGUCGGAAGAGGACACUGCAGCCCGCGAGGAGCUUAUCGAUGUCCUUAGUGGAUACGCAGUUUUACUUUCCACUGACGGCGACCCUGAGACGCACUGGGCGCCUUGGUCCCUACGCUACAGUGGCCAUCAGUUUGGUGUCUGGGCCGGCCAGCUGGGCGAUGGAAGGGCGAUCUCAGUCCUGUCUACGCCACAUCCCUCUGAUCCUGACUUGAUUUACGAGCUUCAGUUGAAGGGCGCAGGUCGUACGCCCUUCUCGCGCAACGGAGAUGGGCUGGCCGUAGUUAGAUCCUCUAUUCGCGAGUAUCUAUGUUCAGAAGCCAUGCAUGCACUGUCUAUACCCACCACCCGCUCACUCUCGCUGAUCUCUCUCCCCGAGCUCCCAGUUGCCCGCGAGCGCAUGGAAAGUGCAUGCGUGCUCACCCGCAUGGCACCUUCAUUCAUCCGUAUAGGCUCCUUUGAAGCCUUAAAUCCUCCCGAGGGCACUUCCGUCUUCGGAAUAGGCCAACAGGACACACACUGGGAAGGCCUCCGUGCGCUGGGGGAGUGGGUCGUCCGCCGGGUGCUCAAGCUCGAGGGCCUGCAGUGGAAGGGAGAGGGCGUCGAACAUGGUGAUCCGUGGGGCACCAAGCUGGUACUCGAGGUCGCGAGGAGGAACGCAAAGAUGGUUGCUGCCUGGCAGGCCUAUGGAUUCAUGCACGGCGUUAUCAACACGGAUAAUGUCUCCGUCCUUGGCCUGACAAUCGAUUAUGGACCUUUCGCGUUCAUGGAUGUCUUCGACCCAUUCCACAUUUGCAACCAUACCGAUGAUGAAGGAAGGUACUCAUACAAGCUCCAGCCAUCCAUGAUCAUUUAUGCUCUCCGCGCACUUCUGACAGCCCUUUCCCCAAUAAUCGGAGCAGAGGCGGAACUCGGCAGGGCAGUCUCCGCCGGAUGGGCGGAGGAUGCCUCGCCCGACAAGCUCGCCGAAUGGCGCAAGAAAGGCACCGAGCUCGUCAAAGACGAGAUGGAACGCGUCGCACAGGACAUCUGCUCCGCCGAGUAUGGCAGGCUCAUGCACAAGCGUCUAGCGCUGCGCCGCUUUGAUGCCACCGACGAGCUGAGGCUCGCACGUCCGUUGCUUAAUCUCAUGUCGGAACAUGAACUCGAUUUCCACUCUACCUUCAGGCGGCUCGCCUUCUUCCGCCCGACUAUGGCGGAAGGAAGCUCUGACUCUGCUACCGGCCCAGCCCUCGGCGAAUACAUCUCUGGCAUACUCUCAUCGACGUCUGAGCCACAACGGCUGAACCGAGACAAGGCUGUGAGCGACUGGCGCGCGUGGUUAGAAAGUUAUGCAGCUCGUAUUGAGAGCGAACGUGAUGAGUGGAUAGCUGCUUCUCCAGAUGCCAAUGGUGCAAACGGUGCUAUCGAACGGGACUUGGAUAAGGAGAGGGAGAAAGCAGCCCUGGUGGCAAACCCGCGUUUCGUGCUGCGGCAGUGGGUGCUCGAGGAGGUCAUCAAGAAGGUAGAAGAAGAUGCCGAGAGCGGAAAGAGGAUCCUAGCAAAGGUCAUGCAGAUGUGCUGUAGUCCGUUCGAACCAUGGGGUGCCGAGAGUUUUGAGGGUGAUGUUGAUACAUUGGAUGCGGAGAUCAAGGAGGAAAGGAGAUAUUGUGGCGUGGGAGACAGGACCUUCUUGGGUUUUCAGUGCAGUUGCUCGAGUUGA
Messenger RNA from Sparassis crispa, 2217 nucleotides. RefSeq names its product UPF0061 protein. Lineage: Eukaryota; Fungi; Basidiomycota; Agaricomycetes; Polyporales; Sparassidaceae. The record is from RefSeq and is a predicted model, not a curated record. The transcript is spliced from 9 exons. The coding region runs from base 1 to 2217 and encodes 738 amino acids.